This is a messenger RNA of Condylura cristata (star-nosed mole), 3197 nucleotides long. It is a transcript of the gene FZD2, whose product is annotated as frizzled class receptor 2. Gene Ontology annotation, biological process: non-canonical Wnt signaling pathway; canonical Wnt signaling pathway. Gene Ontology annotation, molecular function: Wnt receptor activity; Wnt-protein binding. The coding region runs from base 159 to 1688 and encodes 509 amino acids. The transcript has a single exon. The record is from RefSeq and is a predicted model, not a curated record. Gene Ontology annotation, cellular component: plasma membrane. Lineage: Eukaryota; Metazoa; Chordata; Mammalia; Eulipotyphla; Talpidae.
GCAGCGCCCUGCCCCGCCUGCUGCUGCCGCUGCUGCUGCUGCCCGCCGCUGGGCCAGCCCAGUUCCACGGGGAGAAGGGCAUCUCCAUCCCGGACCACGGCUUCUGCCAGCCCAUCUCUAUCCCGCUGUGCACGGACAUCGCCUACAACCAGACCAUCAUGCCCAACCUUUUGGGCCAUACGAAUCAGGAGGACGCGGGCCUGGAGGUGCACCAGUUCUAUCCGCUGGUAAAGGUGCAGUGCUCGCCCGAACUGCGCUUCUUUCUGUGCUCCAUGUACGCACCCGUGUGCACCGUGCUGGAGCAGGCCAUCCCGCCGUGCCGCUCCAUUUGCGAACGCGCGCGCCAGGGCUGCGAGGCGCUCAUGAACAAGUUCGGUUUUCAGUGGCCCGAGCGCCUGCGCUGCGAGCACUUCCCGCGCCAUGGCGCGGAGCAGAUCUGCGUGGGCCAGAACCACUCCGAGGACGGCGCGCCCGCGCUGCUCACCACCGCGCCGCCCCCGGGCCUGCAGCCGGGUGCUGGUGGCACCCCGGGCGGCCCUGGCGGCGGCGGCUCGCCUCCGCGUUACGCCACCCUGGAGCACCCUUUCCACUGUCCCCGCGUCCUCAAGGUGCCGUCCUAUCUCAGUUACAAAUUUCUAGGCGAGCGCGACUGUGCAGCGCCCUGCGAGCCGGCGCGGCCGGACGGCUCCAUGUUUUUCUCCCAGGAGGAGACGCGCUUCGCGCGCCUCUGGAUCCUCACCUGGUCGGUGCUGUGCUGCGCCUCCACCUUCUUCACUGUCACCACUUACCUGGUGGACAUGCAGCGCUUCCGCUAUCCCGAGAGGCCCAUCAUUUUCCUCUCCGGCUGCUACACCAUGGUGUCGGUGGCCUACAUCGCCGGCUUCGUGCUGCAGGAGCGUGUGGUGUGCAACGAGCGCUUCUCGGAGGACGGCUACCGCACGGUGGUGCAGGGUACCAAGAAGGAGGGCUGCACCAUCCUCUUCAUGAUGCUCUACUUCUUCAGCAUGGCCAGCUCCAUCUGGUGGGUCAUCCUGUCGCUCACCUGGUUCCUGGCGGCGGGCAUGAAGUGGGGUCACGAGGCCAUCGAGGCCAACUCACAGUACUUCCAUCUGGCCGCGUGGGCCGUGCCCGCGGUCAAGACCAUCACCAUCCUGGCCAUGGGCCAGAUUGACGGCGACCUGCUGAGCGGCGUGUGCUUCGUGGGCCUCAACAGCCUGGACCCGCUGCGGGGCUUUGUGCUGGCGCCCCUCUUCGUGUACCUGUUCAUAGGCACGUCCUUCCUCCUGGCCGGCUUCGUGUCGCUCUUCCGCAUCCGCACCAUCAUGAAGCACGACGGCACCAAGACGGAGAAGCUGGAGCGGCUCAUGGUGCGCAUUGGCGUCUUCUCCGUGCUCUACACGGUGCCCGCCACCAUCGUCAUCGCCUGCUACUUCUACGAGCAGGCCUUCCGCGAGCACUGGGAGCGCUCCUGGGUGAGCCAGCACUGCAAGAGCCUGGCCAUCCCGUGCCCCGCUCACUACACGCCGCGCAUGUCGCCCGACUUCACGGUCUACAUGAUCAAAUACCUCAUGACGCUCAUCGUGGGCAUCACGUCAGGCUUCUGGAUCUGGUCCGGCAAGACGCUGCACUCGUGGAGGAAGUUCUACACCCGCCUCACCAACAGCCGACACGGGGAGACCACCGUGUGAGGGGGCGCCCCUGCGCCUCGCGCCCGGAACCCCCCACCCCUCGCCCGCGUCGCGCUUUCCCCCCUUCCCGGUUGGGGGACUCGCUCCUUACAGACUCCUUAUUUUUAUUUUUUUAAAUAAAGAACAGUCAAAACCAUUUAUUUUUUAGGUUGCUUUUUAAAGAGAACUCUGCCCAACACCCCCUCCAGGUUUGUAAUUAAAACUGUAAAUAGUCUUUGUAAAUUUAAUGAUAUAUUUGCUAUUUAAAAGAAAAGAGGGGACGGAAAAGCCGUGAGGGGCGCCGGGGCCGAGGAAAGGGGUGAAGAGUUGAGAGGGGUCUCUUCUUUAGUUGGCCCUUUUAGCCCCCCUACUUCGGUUCGAAUUUUUCGGUGAUUUGGCAGGGCUGGGCCUGCUGUUGGCCUGAGGAGUUGGGAGCUGGUUAAAUUCGACUUCUGACGCCAGGCUGGCAGAGCUCCUCACCGAUGCUGGGCCUGUGGAAGCUGUUGGGUAUUUUUGAACAGGACCUGGGUUCUUUUGGGGUUCUUUCUCUUUCCCCACAUACCUCCUCACUUGUUUUAUCUCCUUUACUUUAUCUUUGAACCUCCCAACAGAGAUGGGGGGGGACCCAAACACUGGUGGCGGGUGGGCCAGGCCGAGGAGCCUGGUUGAGGAAUGGCCUCCGUGGCUCCUGCUGGCUCCUGGCCAAGCAGGACCUUUCUCUCACUUUUCUUUUUGUGCUUGGAGUGGGCAGAAAGUGCUCUGUGAAGUGUGUUUUGAAACCCCCUUCUACACACACACACACACACACACACACACACACACACCUUUGAGAGCCUCUCCUGCUUCCUUUUUUUUAGGGGGAGCAUUAGUCUUGGAGCAUUUCUUCAGCCCAUUUUGGGCCUGGGAAUUGCCCUUGACUCUCCCCUUCAUUCACUUGCAGUCUGCUCUCCGCUGGUGUGUGUCCCCAGCUAGAUAUCUUCUUUGGCGUACGAGUUACCAGUUUGUGGGGUGGCUUGUUACGUGUGGGUUUUUGUCAUUUGGGGUCUAUUUUGUUUAAAGGAAGCAAUAAAAAUGGAUUGGGUUAGCGGGAGGGCAGAUGGGCUGGUGGGAUUUUUCGGUUUCUCUUUGCCUAAAGACUGGUCUCUAGGCAAACUUGUCCAGAAAAAGGGUGUAUUGGGGGGGGGGGGAAGGUGGGUAUCUUCGCUUUGGAAGAAGGCUCUGGGCAGACUCUUUGUGACUGUGGGGGUGGGGUUGAGUGUUUACAUGACAUUCUAUAUCACAAGAUGGAUAGAAUGUUUAUAACAGAUGUUUCUUAUCUUCUCCCUACCCCCCACAAAUAAAACUCAAGACUUUUCUUAAAGUAUCUUUGACGCUGGUAUGAGAACUCCAGUUUCCAAUACACAUCAUUUCCCUCAAAUAUUUGGAAUAUUUUAGACUUAAUUCCAGCAGAUUGAUUUGAAACCCAGGGGCUGCGGUGGAGUAAGUAUGCCACAUAAUUCAAUUUUUGACCAUCUCCUGUUUCUUGAUAAU